Molecule: messenger RNA, 1599 nt
Organism: Drosophila eugracilis
Lineage: Eukaryota; Metazoa; Arthropoda; Insecta; Diptera; Drosophilidae
Product: PH domain-containing protein DDB_G0287875
Exons: 2
Coding region: 663-1517 (284 amino acids)
Source: RefSeq, a predicted model, not a curated record
AGAAGUAGAUAGUAUUUAUUUUCAAUAAGCACAAACCAUAAAGCCUAAGUGACUUCCAUCCUUAUACGAUCUUUAGUUAGUCUACAAAAUCAAUAAGUGGAACUAGAAAUUUACUUCAUUGGACAAAACAAAUGCAUUCGAUUUAAGAACCAUUAUUAGGUCUCAUCAUUUGUUAAAAUUUGAUAGAACCUGAUGAUAAACUACUAGAACUUCUAAUACCAAAGAAGCUUUGUUGUCAACCAAAAUUGUUACAUUCUAUUGAUAACGCACCAUAAUAUUUUCUAUUUUGUUUGGAAUCUGUGUUUAUCAAACGCCAUUCCAAUUGAUGAGAAAUACUAUACCGAACUUUAGCUAAAAAAUGUCGCAUGGGUCAAACUAGUUCAACGAUCGCCGAGCGGUCAUCUAAAUUUAUGCAAGAACUUAGGCGAAUUUGCAAAUUUGCGAAAAAAGAAAUGAUAAUGAGAAUUAUGGUUGCCGAUUUUGGGCUGGGUUGUUGUUGUUAGAUCUGUAACUGGAGCGUUGGGUAUAUAACCCCGGUUGGCCGCUGGCAAUAUCACAGUCCACCAGCGACCUUUCCCCAGGCACAGUCCAGCCCAUCCCAGUACAAUUUCAAGGUUCUCGAUCCUAGUGUACCCAAGGAAAUAUCCAGGAAAAUACCCAAUAUGAAGUUCUUCUACGGAGCUCUGCUGGUGCUGGGCACAGCAAUUAUUGCCCAGGCGGCCGUUGCCCGCUCCAACGAUGAGACCGCCCAGGAGACUGCUCAGCAGAACAAGUACCGCCUGUUCAAACAGCCCGUACAGAUCGAGGCACGCAACUUACAGCAGCUGUUGGCCCUGAAGCAGCCAUCCUGCCCGCCUGCUGCGGACACCACCACCACCACCGUGCCCACAACCUCCACGGUGACUACUUCACCCACUGGACCCACCACCUCAACCGGAACUUCGACCAGCACCACCACACCCACCACAUCGGGCUCUGCCACUGGAACUUCUACUAGUCGUUUCUUAAACCAUAAUAAUUCGGAGGACAACGAUGUUGAUGACGAGGAGAUCGAGGAGGAGAAAUACCUAAAGGACGAGGAGCAUGAGGACGAUGUGGAGGAUGAUGACGAGGAUGACGGCUUCCAGCUAGUGGCUCCCAAGGACUCAUCUUCAUCUACUUCACUUCGUCGUCGUGGUAGCUCCUCUUCCAGUUCAAGCAACAACAACAACCUGUCCAACAGCGAACUAAUGCGCGAGAUCGAGCUGCGUCGCCAGAAGGACCUCAACGAUCAGCUGCGCAAACAGCUGGCCAAUGCUCGUCGUCGCACCGUUCAGAGCCGCCGCCGUGCAAACAACAGUCGUCGCCGCAACCGCCGUCGCCAGCAACAGAAGCGCAAAAACCUGUCCCGCCGCAACCAGCAGAGGCGCCGUUCACAGAACCGUCGCCACCGCAACGCCCGUCGUCGCCAACGCCGCAACAACCGCCUCAGCCGUCUGCGUCAGCGUCGUCGUGCCAACCGCCGCCGCCGCAACUAAAUGAUCAGCGAUCAUCAAUAACCUCUGACCUACGACAUGUACGACAAUCGGUUUCAAUAAAGUGAAUUUCUAAAAACAAAAA